CUAUUUAACACUCUGGAUCCACCUUCAAGGCACUGGGGUGUAGAUCAACGAAGCCACCACUGCUCUUUCAAGAAUACUUUGACAGGUGGUGUUGAGAGAAAGUCCUUUGCAGGUGUAUUUUUUAAACUUUUUUUUUUUAAACAAAAUGGCACCAAAGAAGGACGUUAAGAAAGCCGCUGCCCCAGCACCUGCCCCUGCUCCUGCCCCAGCUCCACCUCCAGCCAAAAAAGAAGAAAAAAUUGACCUCUCUUCCAUUAAGAUCGAGUUUUCUAAAGAGCAACAGGAUGACUUCAAGGAGGCCUUCCUCCUCUUUGACAGGACUGGCGAGAGCAAGAUCACAUUAAGCCAGGUUGGUGAUGUCCUGCGUGCUCUGGGUACCAACCCGACCAACGCAGAGGUCAAGAAGGUUCUGGGAAACCCCAGCAAUGAAGAGUUGAAUGCUAAGAAAAUUGAGUUUGAGCAGUUCCUGCCCAUGAUGCAGGCUAUUUCCAACAACAAGGACCAGGGAAGUUAUGAAGACUUUGUUGAGGGGCUGCGUGUGUUUGACAAGGAGGGCAAUGGCACAGUCAUGGGCGCUGAACUUCGCCACGUGCUAGCUACCCUGGGUGAAAAGAUGAAGGAAGAGGAGGUGGAAGCUCUAAUGGCAGGUCAAGAAGACUCCAAUGGCUGCAUCAAUUAUGAAGCCUUUGUCAAACACAUCAUGUCCAUAUAAAUGGAACUCUCAAGAACAAGUGAUCUCUGUGAAGACUGACUGGAAACUAAGCCAUGAACUUUAGGAACAUUCAUAUUCAGCUCUCCAGAUCAGUUGACCAACAAGGCAGGAAAAACCAAAGGAAUUUGGACUAUACUAUACUGAAGGCCUCCCCAAUUUUUUAUGUACCUUUUUAGUUUUCCUUCUGAAUCCUCAAGUUAUGUUUCUACUACACAAGUCAAAUGUUUGCAGAAGCAAAUAUCCUCGACAAAGUUUCUACAGGUCUCCAGUCGAAGUUAUCUUUCUUUCGGUGUUAUCCACCCUGGGUAAAUGUGUACCCUUGAAAGAAUCUAACAAUCAAUAAAUCACUUUGGUCAGUC
Messenger RNA from Dromiciops gliroides (monito del monte), 1071 nucleotides. It is a transcript of the gene MYL1, whose product is annotated as myosin light chain 1. The transcript is spliced from 7 exons. The record is from RefSeq and is a predicted model, not a curated record. NCBI's taxonomy places the organism in Eukaryota, Metazoa, Chordata, Mammalia, Microbiotheria, Microbiotheriidae. Gene Ontology annotation, molecular function: calcium ion binding. Bases 146 to 712 code for a protein of 188 amino acids. Gene Ontology annotation, cellular component: myosin II complex; contractile muscle fiber.